CUCGGAAUUCGAAUAUCCAAUGGUUUAAAUUUUAAUCCUCCCAAGUCCCAAAUCGAUACAGAUAAUCAGAAAGGAUCAAAAUAUAAUGAUCAAAUUCAAAUGGGAGUUUUGUCAAAUAAGAUUUCAAGGGAUGCCCUUAAACCCGGAGAUCACAUCUAUUCAUGGAGGAAUGCGUAUCUCUACUCCCAUCACGGAAUAUAUGCAGGAAGCGGAAAAGUCAUUCACUUUACAAGAGGACCGGGCCAGGAAAUAGGCACAGGAACUUUACUUGACAAUGUCAUCUUCAGCUCAUCAGCUUCCUCGGAUCGCUCAAAAUGCCCGUGCCCUGUAUGUGGCGACCAAUCAAAUCUCAGCGGGGUUAUCUCAUCCUGCCUCGACUGUUUCCUCUGGGACGGUGAUCUUUACGUCUUUAAGUAUGGGGUCUCGCCUGUUUUCUUCCUCGCAAAACCACGUGGUGGGACCUGCACACUUGCCCUCUCAGACUCAUCCGAGGACGUUCUUUUGCGUGCUUCUUUUCUGUUAGAGAAUGGUUUUGGUGUAUACAACAUUUUCAAGAACAACUGUGAAGACUUCGCCAUUUAUUGCAAGACGGGAUUGCUCGUUGUAACCGACAUCAGUGUGGGACGAAGUGGACAAGCCACGGCGUUUGUUGCUGCUGUGAGCGCAGUUGUGUCGUCCCCACUUAGAUUCUUGACUACUAGCUUCAGCGGGCUGGCUGCUGUCGGAUGUGGGUUGUAUUGUGUUAGCAGGUAUGUGGCUGAUAUCGGAGUGAGGCGUGAUGUGAUGAAGGUUCCUGUCGAGAGGCUUAUUGGCUGCCCUGAAUUAGUUAUGCCGGAACCAACUGAAACUGAAACCAAAACUGCUAAGCAGGACUAGUAUUUGAUCUCUUCUGCGUGACAUAUUGUUGAUGAUCAUGUAGUUAUCUAUUAAAACACAUUUGAAAUUUAGAAGUUGGUGAUUGAGAUUUUGGGGCUACCAAUUUGGUGAAAAUUGUAAAUGGCAUGUACUACUUUGUUCAAAUUAACAUUAAAAAGAAAUUGAGUGUUUUUUAAAAAAUAUGUGGAUUUCUGAUAAGUUGGAACGAGAAGAAA
Molecule: messenger RNA, 1091 nt
Organism: Amaranthus tricolor (Joseph's coat)
Lineage: Eukaryota; Viridiplantae; Streptophyta; Magnoliopsida; Caryophyllales; Amaranthaceae
Product: protein LEAD-SENSITIVE 1-like
Exons: 2
Coding region: 100-876 (258 amino acids)
Source: RefSeq, a predicted model, not a curated record